AUGGCUUCCACAAUUUCCCAUAAACGAACAAGCAGUGCUGCAGAUAACAACGCAAUAGCACCUGAGCCGAAACGGCAAGAUCGAGAGGAGGACUCGAAAGACACCUCUGCCUCAAAUGUGUCGACAGCCACUCCUCUAUAUGUUUACGUGGUGAUGAUAGACUCAUCUCCGCAGUAUAGCGAUGCGACUUCAGAUAUCCAUGGCAUUUACGCCUCCAUCAAGGACGCCAACAAUGCACUGAAGGGGAUUGCGAAUGGCUAUGGUGGAGUACUAGAUUGCUCAUUUGGCGCUGAACCCGAUGGCCGUGUCUUUUGGAGCUGCCAGGAUGCUGGAGAAGGCGAGAGCAUUGAGUUGGGGAUUGCGAGAAUAGAGGUUAAAGACGAGGGGUCCGAGCCCGAACGUAAAUGGCGCGAUUUCAACAAAGACUCUGAUGUAGAAUCUGGUGAGAGUCCAGCAGAGGAUGAGGAAAACGAGUUGGACGAGUAG
This is a messenger RNA of Cadophora gregata, 486 nucleotides long. RefSeq lists its product as uncharacterized. The record is from RefSeq and is a predicted model, not a curated record. The coding region runs from base 1 to 486 and encodes 161 amino acids. NCBI's taxonomy places the organism in Eukaryota, Fungi, Ascomycota, Leotiomycetes, Helotiales, Ploettnerulaceae. The transcript has a single exon.